AGAAAAGAUAGUCAGUCGUUCGAUAUCAGUACUUGAGAUAGUAUUUUGUGCGGUCAAAUGGAUGUUAUGUGAUUACAAACGAUUAAAAUUAUUAUCUUGAGUAGGCGUUAUUGAAUUUCUAUAAAUUCUAAACAGUUUUUCGUUUUUAAUUUGGUUGAAAGAACUCCAGUUUUUGAGAAAUACAAGUUUUAUUUUGACAGCCUAGUUCAUUGACAUUUUCAGAGGAAGUGCAGCUCAAGUUUUUUGAAACUGUUGAACACUUGAGUUGAAUUGUUAAUGAAAACGUGUAAUUUUUCAAUUUCGUCAGUUAGUCAUAGUUUUGGGUUGUGUUUAAUCUGUGUGCGUGUGGUUGUCAAUUUAUUGUAGUUAAUUUUUUAUAGGUUAUCAAACUAACCUAGUUCAGAGUAUUUCAUAAUGCAGUUGAUGCUACAGGAUCAAACGUAAUUCUUAUUUAUUUUGUAUAUUUGAGAAAAUAAUCAUGAUGCCAACAAGGAAAAAAUAAUCAGCAAUAAUGCUGUCAGUAUUGGAAGAGGAAACUGACAUCUACGAGGUAUUCCCACCUCAUGUUGACACCAGUGGAAUCACAAUUCACUGUGAGAGUCCCAGUGGGAAAAAGGUUCCGCUUAAAACUUACAACGAAAUUCAAGUUCUACUUGAGUCUGGUAAGAAAAGAGAAGUGAAACAAAUUUUGAGAGAGAAUUGUUGGCCGACCAACAGCACCAUUCGAUCUCAAUUGUGGCCGAGCCUUUGCCAUCAACAUGCUCUCGAUAAGUCUAUGCAGGAAGGAUUCUACUGGGACCUCGUUAAUCAACUAUUUGGAACAACAGAGCUGCCGGAAAAGCCGAUCCUGCUGCCGCCUUUUGUGGACGCGACUCGCAAGCUGAGCUACCACCUGAACCGCAAGGGACGCAAUGUCACCGACCGCGUCGUCUGUGUGUUGGGCUUCGCCUGCCCCGACAUCACCUACUCGCCCGCCGUCUAUCCCAUUGCCGCACUCCUGCUCCACUUCAUGUCAGAGGAGGAAUGCUACAACAGUUUGGCCACUCUUGUUGCUUCCAACAAAGACAAAGUCUUUGUUACUCAAACCAAACUACUAUACGAAGUUACUUGGAAGACUGUCAUGCAUAUUGCCAAAAAACAUGUGAAAUCUGCAACCAAUCACCUGCUGAGGUCCUGUUCCCCAUCUUCCAAGGCUGAGAGAAUUUUUUGUGAUUGGAUGUGGUGGAUUCUUCAGGGCUUACCAUUUACUCAUCUAGUGAGGGUGAUGGACUGCUACCUGCACGAGGGCAUCAAAGUGUUCUACCGGGUAGCCAUGGCCAUUCUCAACCUGUUCUACAAGUACUCGUCCAACCAGAACUCCGAGUGGAUGAAGGAGAUUGUCAGUCAUGGAUAUGACGCUACGCUGGCCAAAUUCUGUCGGCAAAUUCCAGUUAGUCCAAGAAAAGUGCUGCGGGCAGCGUUUGGGAUCCGAGCGCUGUCGACCGCCUACAUUCAGCGGGUUUUCCUGAAGACUGAAAUGACGCUGAAGAGUCAGCAGAACAUAAUGGGCAGCCAGCGUCAGCUGUCGCGAUCGCGCUCCAGCGAGAAUCUGCCGACGUCGCAGUCGCAGGCCGACAUAUCCAUGAUGUCACACACCCUCACCAUCAGAGAGGAAUCUCCGAGGAGCCUGAAAGCCAGGUUGAGGACACGGACUGGCGCUUUGAGUUCAUUGUAUUACCCAGAGCUGUACUACUCUCAUUACGCGUCAGAAGGAGCUGAUAUGGCUGAGUGGGCUAAGGCGUUGGUCCACUGGGGUAAGACCGAGCUGUUUACACUGUGGUCAUGGCUACCCGAACGCAUCACCAUGUACCAGCCUGUGCUGCUCUACACCACCGAGGAGCAUGGUUGUAGUCUGACCACCUUCUAUUUGCGCGUUGAACAGCACGAGCCUACUUUGCUCAUGAUCAAGACUUGCAGCAACGAGGUGUUCGGGGCGUACUGUUCAACCCGGUGGCAGGAGCGCAACGUGAAGGACGAGCGAGGCAACCGCAUGGCCUACUUCGGCACGGGCGAGACCUUCCUGUUCAGCCUCUACCCCGAGCGCAACAAAUACCCCUGGGUGGGCAUCCAAGAGAAUUCCGUUAACCAUUCCGCUGAGCUGUUCAUGGCUGCUGAUUCAAAGAUGAUAACCAUUGGAGGAGGAGAAGGGCAAGCCAUCUGGAUGGAUGAGAACAUCAGGUUUGGGAAGAGUGAUCACUGCCUGACGUUCAACAACCCGCCACUCUGCUCCGGCCGCGACUUCGAGAUCAGGGUGCUCGAGGUCUACGGAUUCGGUGGCGUCUGAUCUCAUCCCAUCUGCCACCGCCUGCGGCUGCGUCUGCGUCUGCGGCUGCGUCUCCGUCUGCGGCUGCGGCUGAACUUAUCUUCUGUUCUCCUUAUUGUAGCUUCUACAGCCAUUACAUCAACUGGUUCAUAGGUCAACAUUGUUUCAAAAACAUUCAAUAAAUCUUUUGAAUUCCCAAUAGAAAUUUCUACCUUGUAUCCGAACUACUAUUGAUUGGUUGGUGUUAAUGUCGGAGACUGUGUAAUUGUUUUUUUUCAAAUUGAAGAGAAUUAGCAAAAAUAUCAAGGUGAAGCUUUUGAUGUAUCAUAUUAUAUUCAAUAUAAUGGAAAUCUCCACUCAUACUAUGCUUUAUAUUAGUCAAAUAUUUUGUAAAUAAUGUGGUCUACAUUCCAAGAAUGAGGAGCACGUUUUUAAAGUUUAAAUUAACAUACUUUUUACUAUCGAUAAGGUUGGAACGGUUUAUUCAAUUCUAUUACAAAUUAGUAACCAGUUUUGUUGAAGAAGUGAUGGCUGUUGAAAAUGGCUGAUCAGCACCUACAGAAUCGUCGAACAUGAGUUUAGUUCCUUCCUCAAUAUUUUUAUCCCAAAGAUUCGCUUUUAUUCUAUUAUAUGCAUCGUAAUCGUAAUGUGUUGACAUUUAUAUUAUAUUAAAACUAUUGUUAUCGUUGUUGUUCUAAUUUUGAUGUAAUGGGGGGCUCAAAUGUUUCUCUUUUCCACAUGAAAAUCUAUUCUUCAUCUAUUCUUCAUCUUUCAAUAUCUAUGUAUAACUUUUCUACCGGUUUGAUUAUUUUACUUCACAUCAGAUUUCACAAUGUAUUAUUAAUAUCUAUUAAUUUCCAAUAUCGAGUUUUUAGUAAAAUAUUAUGAAACUCUGUUGUCUAUGGUAUUUGGUAUGUUAUUUUAGUUUGGCUGAUAGUUUUAGAUGGCCGUAUUAGUAGUUACCCGAAGUUGCUUUCCAAGUUACCAUUAUUUUGUGAAAGCUCCAAGUGAAGACAAGUCACAUUAUCAACUGCCUGUGAAUAAUUCUCUGCUAUUGAUACACGUUUCUUUUUCUUGAACUUGAGUAUACGCUUUAGUUAUCUUAUGUUGAUUUUAUAAAUCUUUAUAUUGUUAUUAUUUUUCACAUCUCUUGUUACAGAAUAUAUUUCUUCUCAACUAUAUUCUCAAAUCAGAAGAUAAAAAUGUAGAUUUUGUGAAUCUAUUACGAAGUUCAGCUAGAUCAUGUGAUGAUUAUAUCUUGGAAGAUUUUUGUUACUAGCUUACAAUCUUAGAAUUUAUUUUUCUAUUUUGUUUCAUUAAUAUGAGCAUUAUUCGUGAUUGUUAUUUCUUAGGUUUAUCAAUUCAGAUAAUAAUAAUUAUCAAUUGAACAGUAUUGUAAUUGUAAAUGUAUGCAUGCAAAUUUAUUUCAUUAAUGAAAAGUGUUAGUUAGGCUCUCAUAUAUUCAUCGAGUCUUCCCAAAUUAAUUGUAAAUAAAUCAAGUUUUAUACUUAUUAUUUAGUAUUUUGUAAAUAUAUUUUGUAUUAUUUAGUGAUUAAAUUGUAUAAAGACUUAUUGAAAGAAUUUUGAGCUUUACAGUCGCCAAGCUCCAUCAGAACUAAAAGAGGAUUUAUUAGUGAGAUAUUAGUAGAAUUGAGGUGGAAACUGCACAAUUAUUUUCCUUGAUGCAAGCAAGCAUGGAAAAAUGUACGUUUUUUUUAUUAAACUAUGGCUUUAAUUUGAAAACAAUUGUUACAAUUUUUAUUUUUCAAGAUAAAAGAGAAUAUUUUUCAUUAUUUUCAAUUAAAAAUAAUCUUCUCUGGUGUCCCUAAAUAACAUUAGAUUGCUUUAAAAUUAUGUACAUCCACGAAAAGGUUAUAAAAAUGAAUUUCAACUCAUGCAAUAAUUUUUCAUUUGAUUUCCUUUCCUAAAGAAUUUCUUCAAGGAAUUGAUUAUACACUAUUAACUAUUAAUUAAGUAAGGUAAUAUUAUAUUUCGAAUUCUUCAUUGAAAUGCUUAUCCGAUAAAUUAAGUUGAAUUAUACAGACAACUCAAAUUAUUGAUGUUUGAUCCUAUUAAAUUUCAAAACAUAUCAUAAAAGCUAGUAUUUUAUAGAUGUUUUACAUAAAAAAAUUUUCAGUAGUUAAUAAAAAUUCCAAGCAUUUCACGCCAAGAAGCAUUUACUGAUUCUAUUUUUCAAUCGAACCUAAGUUUUAGUUUGAAACAUUUUACUAUUUCAUGAUACUUUUCAAACUUGGGAUGAAGUUUGAUGUAUCAUCAGCGAAAUGAUAUGAUUCUGCAGGAGUGAAACUGACGACUAUUUUUAAAUGCUAUCAACUCACAGAUAACAUAAUUACUUCAUAACUCAUGUUCGUUGUGAUCCUCUAGAAAAACUGUUUCACUCUUCUUAAAGUUCUAUAAAAUAAUAUAAAAGAGCAAUACAAGAUUUCAAUCAUUAUUGGUGUUAUCAUCAUGGCACUUGAAUCCUUGUUAGCGUGGCACUUGGUGUUUUCAUUGCGAUGAUUUGAAUCCUCUAAUAAACCAACGAAGGUAAAUGUAAUAGAAGCUUAUGAGUUGGUAAGUAAACUCUUAUUAAUCUACUUUUAUUCAAUAAUCUUGAUAUCACAAAUUUUAUGGUCAGUCAAUAAUAAUAUUCUCUACAAAUGUAUUAUUCAAUGGUAAUUAUGUCUCAAUAUAUUCUAUUUGCAACUGUCCAUCAAAAUCAAUUUCUCUAGCAUUAUGAAUUUCCAUUUACUAUGGUUUUGAGAUCAGUAUAUAAUAUAAUAUUAUCUUUUUGAAUGUAUCAAUUAGAAACACCAAAUAAACGUUAUUAGUAUAAUAUUGUUGAUGUUGUUUGAUGUUUAGAUAGUCGUGAAUAACGUAGUUAUCAAUAUAGAGCGAAUCUUAGAGUAUGUAGUUUUGAAAUUAAUUAGACCUUUUAGGUAAAUGAUAAUAAUAAUUAUAUAAAUAAUUAUAAUAUUAUAAUAUUCAAUGUGAUUCCAGUUCAAUGAUUUUGCCAUUGAGAAGUAAUGAAUUAGCCAUUUGUGGUAACUUAUCGUUCAACUAUUGAAUGAUAUUCAAUUGAUCUUAUCUUGAAUAUUAAACUCGAUUGACUCGAUUCACCGAUCUUAAGCUGCAUCACAAAAUAAUUAGCAAGCCAUGAUUGCAUUAUCAUGGAUUGAUUAGCAUUAUCAUGAUUAGUGAAACAGAAUUACAUAAAAGUGUGGCAAACAUACACUAAUUACCGUACAGGUACUAGCUUUACGGCCCACAGUAUAAUGGUGAGUUCUGGUGACAUUUUUUUUUUAAUUCACGAAAGAUUCAUUGUUAUCACUUAGAUAUAACAAGAAUAAUGAUUAUAAAAAUAAGCAAAUGUGUACAUUCAAUUCUGGAAACGCAACCAUAACAUUCCAAAAUCCAAACUUCUACAUUUCUGGAGCAUACCAUUUCCAACUCUCUCCUAUUCACUCUUUCUUUUCCUCUACAUUUCAUUUGUGGAUCGCCAUCUUCAUCUCAAUAAUUAUGUAGAAAUAAUGUCCAUGAUUCAUGUAAAACAUAGAAGUAUUGCAGUAAGAAACUUACAAUAAAAUGUGCAGUCUUACAGAAAGCAAAUGUUUUGAAAUAUGUUGGACUAUUUUCCGUAUCAAUUACCUAUCAAUGACAAACUCCUGUAUUUCGAUCUGAAUGCAAAUGAUAAUCUGGGUUUGCUGCCAAAUUUAUAAUAAUUAAACAUUUUAAUGAACAGGUAGGCCUGUAGGACUUAGUCCCGGAUUGACCAUGAAUCUUUGAUCAUUUCCCCAACCUUUGCUUUGUGAGAAAACUAUCUGUAAAAAUAAUGAUAAAUGGAUUCAAGUAUUUAGUGAAUAUCACUCUCUCUAUACUGUAUCUAUAAUGUUAAUUCAAAGAAAUUAGAAAUAUACUGAAAUACUAGAAAUUGUGCAAUGAUGUUUGUAAGAGUAGAAUUUUAUGUACGAAAAAUUUGGUGAUGAACUUUAUACCAUCUUCAAUAAAUUAUCUUACUAUUUUAUAACAAUGUUCAAAAACUUAUAUUAUCUGAAUUUCAUACUGAUGCUACAUAGCUGUCUCUAGUUUAAUAAAAAACUUAACCUGGAUAAUAUUCUACAAAUGGAUAGAAACUGUAAAAACUUGUUCUCUAGUAGAUUUUAUGACUGCUAUUAUUAUUUCUACUGUAUUGAAUAAAUUAAUUAUUUUUCAAAAUUACUCUAAUUGGGUUAUUUUUUGUAAUUAUUAAAAUAAUAUUAAAUCCAUAAAGUUUUGUAUGCAUUGGUAUAGAUCACAUUAGAUAAACUUAGAAGAAUGAAUAGGGUAAAGUCUACCAUCUUUAUGACAAUAGAAAUUUAUACACUGCCGAAUGUGUUAAGAUUGAUAUUGAUCUUUUGCGAUCGCAUAAUAAUGGUAUUAAUUAGAAAAUAAUGAGUGAGUUUUCUGAUUUUUGAGAAUGUUUUUUCAAUUGCAUAAUAUGAUACUUUGUAUGUUAUUAUUAUUGAAAAUUAAAACUACUAUUAUCUAUCAAUUAACUCGAAAUAUGAUUUCAACUUCGCAAAUUUUGUAUUGCUUAUAUUUUGGAAAUUACUAGAUAAUACUUUUUUGAAUGGUUUAAAUUCAGAGUUUUUAAAAAGUCUUUCAACCUUAAAUUUAAUGCUCUUAGCAGGGAACAAUUGCAUUGUAGUUGAAAAUAUCUAGCGAAAUUAUUCAUAAUUGUUAGUAAGUGUGUGGUAAGUGAUUUAGAAUUACUGUAUUGUAGUUUCAUUCAAAGUAUUUAUGUAUCAAUCUCCAUGAAAAUGCAAUGGAGUUAUUUAUUGAAAAUACUUUCAUCGAAUUAUUGUGAAAUGUCAUUUUUAUGUUACAACAGUUGCAAUAUAUAGCUAUUCAUAAUGCGAGUAUAACCCAAUUUUCAGGAAUAGAUUGUAUAAAAUUCUUGAAAGACAGAAAUCAUUAAGCUUAAGAUGGAAAGAUGAGUCAAAUGUUUGUUGUAUCCUAUUCAAUGUGUAAUCUUGAAAAUAAACGUGUAAUUACAAUA
Messenger RNA from Nilaparvata lugens (brown planthopper), 7340 nucleotides. RefSeq names its product GTPase-activating protein skywalker (gene sky). NCBI's taxonomy places the organism in Eukaryota, Metazoa, Arthropoda, Insecta, Hemiptera, Delphacidae. The transcript is spliced from 11 exons. The record is from RefSeq and is a predicted model, not a curated record. Bases 512 to 2323 code for a protein of 603 amino acids.